Molecule: messenger RNA, 567 nt
Organism: Chondrus crispus (carragheen)
Lineage: Eukaryota; Rhodophyta; Florideophyceae; Gigartinales; Gigartinaceae
Exons: 1
Coding region: 1-567 (188 amino acids)
Source: RefSeq, a predicted model, not a curated record
AUGGUACCAGAAGCUACGCGGCAAGCCCGUCAGCAUUUCCGGCAUGUCCCGUUUGUCCCGGUGCUGGGGGUUGCUCUUCGGGAUGUACUGGGUGUUCAUUCUCCGGGACGCCUUGACAAUUGGGUAGGUGGUUCGCCUCCCCAUUCUGACCUGGGGCGUUCGGAAUGUGGGCGUCAAGCUGGUGCUCGUGGGGCACGUCGUCUUCUUCUUCGCACUCGUCGUUGGGGUCGUCGAUGGGCGGGAUGCCACAGUGGGGACAGACGGAGCAGCAGACGAGAAAGCCGUCGUCUAGGUUCUUGCGGUACAUGCAGAUUCCGUCACACGGGGUGCGAUGCUCGUAGUCCUUGCGCGGAUACCCGCACGCGAUGGGGCGAUGCUCGGCUUGCGGGCGCGCGCACUCGCGACAUAGGCCGGCGUCCGAAAAAAUGUGCGGACCCUGCAGACGAGGCAUGGUGCGGGACUGGGGGUGGAGACCGGGAGCGCGAUGGAAGGGAGAGAUCAGAUGUGUUGGAGGGAGGGAGGGAGAGUGGAGAGGGGGAUGGGUCGGCGGGUGAGGAGGACCAUUGA